AUGUUAUUUGAUGCAUUUUCUCAAGUUUCUAGAGCUUCUGGUCUAGCGGCUAAUAUUGAUAAAAGUAAUAUAUACAUUGGUGGUGUUAUUGCUACUGAAAGAGAGGCAAUUGUUGCUUCUGUGCAUAUUUCUAAAGGCCAAUUCCCUUUUCAGAUAUUUGGGAGUACCUCUGACUACCAAGAAACUUGGCAUACUGAUCCCUCAAAGAAAUCUUUAGUGACAUGGCAUAGUUUAUGCUUACCAAGGAGUGCAAGUGGUUGGAACUUGAAAGAAAUGAGUUUAUGGAAUAAAGCUGAUGUGUCCAAUCUGCUGUGGGCCCUUACCCAUAAGAAAGAUAAACUUUGGUGUAGAUGGGUCCAUGCCUAUUACAUCAAGGGAAGAUCCUUGUCUACUCAGUGGCCUUCUACAAUUUCCUGCUCACUGAGGAAAAUUCUUUCUUCUUAUCAGCUCAUUCAUGACGUAGGUGGAUGGGAGAAUGUGUGCAGGAAAAGUAAGUUUUCAAUCAAGCUUAUGUAUCAAGCCUUGCUAGGCAAUCAUGAGAAAGUUACAUGGAGAAGAAUUUUGUGCAAUAACUCAGCUACCCCUAAAAGCUUUUUUAUCACCUGGUUAACACUUUGGAAUAGAUUGCCUACUAAAGACAGGUUGUUGACUUGGAAGGUGGUCACUGAUGAUCAAUGCCCUUUGUGUUCUAAGUGUUCCGAGUCAGUGUCUCAUCUAUUUUUUGAAUGUGAUUAUGCUACUAGUAUUUGGCAAAAGGUUCUGCAUAGUCUUUAG
Molecule: messenger RNA, 774 nt
Organism: Spinacia oleracea (spinach)
Lineage: Eukaryota; Viridiplantae; Streptophyta; Magnoliopsida; Caryophyllales; Amaranthaceae
Exons: 2
Coding region: 1-774 (257 amino acids)
Source: RefSeq, a predicted model, not a curated record